UCCAUACACAGACAAACACCAACCAAUUGUGUGUAUACACAGAUUUUUUUCUUACUCAUCACCAGCCUUCUCCGCGAGCUCUGCUUCCAUUCUUCCUGUGCACUACUCUCCAAAUCCCACGCCAUGGAAUGCCUCUCUUGGGUAAACCCUAUUUCCCGAACUCCUCUUCUCAGACCUCCUCGUACCCACCAGAUUCCUCCAAAGAGGGACCGAUUCCUCGUCUUCAGCCCCUCUCGUUGCCAAAAGAUGUACGUCCCCGGCUUCAGUGAGGCCUCACCGGAGGCCAAGGCUGCCAAGAACCUUCAGGACUUCUUCACCUUCGUCGCUGUGAAGAUUGUUCUUGCUCAGCUUGAGAGUUAUAAUCCAGAGGCGUACGAGGAGUUGAUGGAGUUUAUUAGCCGGAAUUCAUUGAACGAUGGCGACAAGUUCUGCAGGACGUUGAUGCGUGAGUCUCCGCGGCAUAAAGGUUUAGCUCUGCGCAUUUUAGAGGUUCGAUCCGCAUAUUCUAAAAGAGAUUUUGAGUGGGAUAAUUUACAGAAGUUGGCUUUUAAGAUGGUUGACGAUUCUAACACAAGACUUAUGAGAGACUAUGUACUCGAAACUAGUCACCUGGAAAACGAAAAGUAACAACUGCCAUUCUGCAUGGCGUUGGCCACUAUAUAUUCGCUAAGGUCUACUAUGAACUUCAAUUGCAGCAUUCUUACUUUCAGAUGCACCAAGAUAUAUAUAUUAGUGAGUGUUUGCGACCCUGUUGAAAUAGAUGUAUAUAAAUUUUUCCCCUUGCAAUGUACAUAAAAAUGAGUUAAAAGUGAAUGUUAUACCUGCAAAUCUAAUAGAUUGUGUCCGAAAAUGUGUAUUUACUUACUAGUGAUGUGAAUGUUAAAAGUACCAUCUGACUUUUGCUGACCAACUUUUCCCUAUGUAAGUUUUAAGAAAUUGAUGCUCAAGGAAAUUGUUAUACGAUUUGUAUUAUUGCAGUA
This is a messenger RNA of Dioscorea cayenensis subsp. rotundata (Guinea yam), 980 nucleotides long. RefSeq names its product chaperonin-like RBCX protein 1, chloroplastic. Lineage: Eukaryota; Viridiplantae; Streptophyta; Magnoliopsida; Dioscoreales; Dioscoreaceae. The transcript has 5 exons. Gene Ontology annotation, molecular function: protein folding chaperone. Gene Ontology annotation, biological process: ribulose bisphosphate carboxylase complex assembly. The record is from RefSeq and is a predicted model, not a curated record. Bases 124 to 627 code for a protein of 167 amino acids.